Molecule: messenger RNA, 363 nt
Organism: Xyrichtys novacula (pearly razorfish)
Lineage: Eukaryota; Metazoa; Chordata; Actinopteri; Labriformes; Labridae
Source: the annotation of a GenBank genome assembly
AUGUUUGUGUACUUCUCUGUUUCAUCAUUAAAGAUAAACCUUCAUGCUCCUGCUACCAGGAGGAAGAGGAGUGUGACAGGGAGCGAGGGAGUGACAGACAACGAGAGUGACAGAGAAUCACAGAGAGAAAGAGAGAGAGAGAGGAGAAGAGGAGUCAGGGAUGGAUCAAAGAGAGGCUGUAACAGAAGGAAGAGAGGAGGACAGAGGAGAGAGAAAGAGGAAAAAAGGAGAUUCAGUUCAAAGAAACUGCGAAAAGAAGGAAGAAUAGCACAGGGAGAGAAGAUGGAAAAAGACUUAAAAGGAGGAAAAAUGAGUGAAGAAAUGAUAGAAGAGGAAGGAGAAAACCCCAAAGUAAGGAAAUGA